AUGCCGGCGUCAGAGUAUAAGCAGAAGGUCCGGAUUACGGUUCUGGGGUCGAAAAACUCUGGCAAAACAUCCUUCGUGUACCGAUAUCUCGCUCGGAUAUCUUUGAAGAACGAUGAAAAAGCAUCGAACACCACCCCUUACGACAACAUAUACAAUCACUGUGUUUGCCUUGAUCACGUUCUCUUCGAUCUCGAAAUAGUGGACUUGGGGCAUCCUAAUAAUGGAGCCAAGUUCGAGAAAUCAUCUGAUGCUUUCAUAGUCGUUUACUCCCUCACCGCGAAGGCGGACUUCGAGGAAGCCACCGGAACUUGCCAGCGUCUCAAGCUCAUGUAUCCGAGAAAACCUGUCCUGCUGGUCGGGAACAAGGUCGAUCUCGAGAGAGAAGUGGACCUCGGUGAAGGCCACCGCUUGAACGGAGAGCUCUCAGUUGAGCUUAGCUCAGCCCAUGACAACAGCUGGGAGGUCCAUCAGGCGAUGUAUCUUUUACUGCGAAAGGUUUCUGAGAUCUAUCAGCUCCCUGUCCUUUUGAAGGCGUUGAAAGCCCAAUCCAUGGUGAAAGGAGAUUACGAAGAUUCUCUGAAAAUGUCGUCGGUGUAAAGAAAGGCUUUUGCCUCAUGGAAUAAUACACGAUGCGUCGAGAGGAGAUCAUUAUUCACAAUAAAGGAAGCUCCGAGAGCAUCUCGGGCAGUUGAUGAA
Molecule: messenger RNA, 696 nt
Organism: Galendromus occidentalis (western predatory mite)
Lineage: Eukaryota; Metazoa; Arthropoda; Arachnida; Mesostigmata; Phytoseiidae
Product: ras-like protein family member 12
Exons: 3
Coding region: 1-597 (198 amino acids)
Molecular function (GO): GTP binding; GTPase activity
Source: RefSeq, a predicted model, not a curated record